This is a messenger RNA of Corythoichthys intestinalis (scribbled pipefish), 1026 nucleotides long. Its product is annotated as frizzled-7-A-like. Bases 50 to 499 code for a protein of 149 amino acids. Gene Ontology annotation, cellular component: plasma membrane. The transcript has 2 exons. Gene Ontology annotation, biological process: non-canonical Wnt signaling pathway; canonical Wnt signaling pathway. Gene Ontology annotation, molecular function: Wnt-protein binding; Wnt receptor activity. The record is from RefSeq and is a predicted model, not a curated record. NCBI's taxonomy places the organism in Eukaryota, Metazoa, Chordata, Actinopteri, Syngnathiformes, Syngnathidae.
UUCAGUGGAAAGCCUCAAAAAGUCACUGCGGAGGUUUUACUUUGGUUCUAUGGAGGCAGGCAGAUCGACCGCAAGCUGCGUGCUUUUGCUCUUGCUGUUCGGGCUUUCCAUCUCGCAAUCUGACCGUGAGUGGGAGGGAGACCUUAAGCUCCCACUUUGCAAGCCCAUCUCCAUCAAGCUGUGUUCCGACAUCAAGUACAACGCGACCAUCAUGCCGAACUUGCUGGGCCACAGCACCCAAGAAGACGCGGCGGUGGCGCUUCGCCUCUUUUACCCCUUGUUGGAGGCCCAGUGCUCGGCAGAUCUUAAGUUCUUCCUAUGCUGCGUCUACGCUCCCGUGUGCACGGUUCUUGAGAAAAUUGUCCCCCCUUGCCGGGCUCUGUGUGAAAGUGCAUACUCGGGUUGUGAAGCCAAUAUAACCGCGGGAGGCCUCCAGUGGCCGGAGAAGAUUCGCUGCGACAAGUUCCCGGUGGCUGGAUUGUGUGUCGGAAAAAUCUAGCUGCUCAAGGAAUGCUUCAUUUUCAAUUCAAUUGAAAUUAAAAUCAACCACUGUAUCCUAAUGCAUGUUAUGAACAUUUAAACUGCCUAAAUAUAUGGAAAUCUGCUUUUAAAAUGGGUCAUUUAUGCAUCUUUUUCGUAAAAAUGUCAAAGUCACAAUAAUUCUAAUUCAAAUCAAUCAUUUUAAAAGUUGUACGUGCAAAAAUAUUUCCGUUCAACUCCUGCAAAAAUGGGAACGUGGCCUUUUUAUGCUAAAAAAAAACAGUUAUAAUUAUGUAAAUGAAGGCCAAUAUAACUGUUUUGAUCUCCUCUUCCUAAAAAAAAAAAAGAUUGGCUUUGGUGUGUCUUUUUCUGAGACGUUCUUAGCUUUUGGUUGUGUGACGGUUCUAUUAUUAGAGGUACUAAAUUUACUCCAUUUCAUCUUAUGACACCAGUGUUACAAUGAUCACCUUGACAUGAGUUAUCUUCUUUUAUUUGAUCUACAAUAAUUCUAUUUUCCAUUUUAGAUGUUCAACACUAUAUUUAACU